UUAUCCUGGGGAUAAGAAAGACGUUAAGUCGGCUUAAUCAUAUGAUGAACUACGUUCUCUCGUCCGGUUACCAGUCCAUGUUGGGUAUGGGGUUAGUUAGCCAGUUAUUUGUUUUCAGAAGCAUGGACUUAAUUAAUGUGUGUCUAUCGGGUCGGUUUACAAUCCAUAAUUACAUGCUGAGGUUAUAUUAACCAUUACCCACAGUAGGUAUUUUGAUCAGUUACCCGUACCCUUUCUGUAUGUGCUAAUGGAUAAGCCGUCUUAUCGGCUCUCCUCUCCCUCGGGAUAAAUAUGUAAAUCCUAAUGCGGCUGAAAGAUUCAACUUGUUAGUUACUCCUCCAACUUAGGAACUUUUGUUGAGAAAGAACGUGAUAUGAUUAGGUUAAUUUGUCAGCUUUUUCUUCUCCAGAUGAAUAUGAACGUUUUACCCGACUCCAGUAAGGUAUGCCUGUACAUCUCGAGUCUGCGCGGCGGUGUGGCUCAUCGUGCUUAGCGUUAGGAAUACGCUCGCCACCCAACCUCUGAUUACUCUGCGUGGGUUUGAAUCCAACGCAGGGAUGAUUAGGUGCGAGAGAAUUGCUGGACUCCUCUCCGCCGCAGGGUGGUUCCACUUAGUUAUAAAUUCGUAAGUGCUAUCCAUGUCACUGAUUUGUCACAAUUAUCACUUAAUGCCCUUCAAUAAAAUCCGGGGUACGUCGAUGGCUGCAUGCGUACAUUAUCAUGUUUGCGCAUUGAUUAGUCAAUAUUUACCAAAAUAGUAAUUACGCGUAAGGUUAUCAUUCUGGCUUCGAUACAGAUAUAUAACUGCCGCUGAUCUUCUUUGGUCAUGAAGCUGUCGAAAAGAACUAUUUCUUUUUUGGUAGCAGUUGUGUCUUUGGUGAUCGUUUGUUCUGUAGCUGUUCUUUGCGUCAUCCUUCUCCCAGUUGAAGAAGAGCAUAGUCCCGAUUUGUCUGGACGGGAUUUUUCAUUUCGUGUUACAACGAGUGGCGAAAUAAUAUGGACGGAUACAAAAACGGGGAGCAAGAAAUUAGGUAUACAGUCAAACAUUCGCGGACAAAGCGACUGCAAAGACAGUGUGUGCCAUCACGGUAUACAUUACCUGGAAGAUAAAUCGCCUGGCGAAGUUGAGUGUUACGAGGUCUUUUCAUCGAAGGACACCACGGAGGAAAAUCUCGAAGUACAAGAUUGUGUAUUUUUUGAAGAGGCUGAAGACAACGAGAAAGUCUACUGGUACGGAGGUUCUGAACUGUACUUGCAGCGCUGGCCUAUAAAUGAGGUUAACAAAAGAGCCUUUGAAGUGUAUCUAUCAACUGACCUACCUUGGAGACAUGGCAACGUAUUGGAACGAUAUUGGUUGUCUUCUAACGGCGCGGCGAUUUUUGUAUACUCGAACGUUCCUUUGUCAGUCAGUCAAACUGCUAACGAGACAAUUUGUUUUCGUGCAGCAUAUAAUAAUACUUAUUAUUUUGGACUCGAUUAUUCUCCAUCGUCUACAAACGAUACCUUUUCAAACACAAAAACCGAAUUACGAUACGCUGUGUGUCUCUCUAAUGACGCUACGGCUACCCACGAGGCAAUGCUCGAAUCAAGAACGAACAAUAGCUCUGGAUUUAUAGACAGGCCAACAGGUCUACCUGAUACCAGAAUGUUCCAGGAUCCAAUCUGGUCAACAUGGGCGAGGUACAAAGAAGACAUCAACCAGAGCAUAGUCGAGAAUUUCGCAGAGGAAAUUAUUGGAUAUAAUUUCACAAAUGCUCAACUAGAAAUCGAUGACGGAUAUGAGACGUAUUACGGCGACUUUACAUUCGAUGAAACAAAGUUUCCAGAUGCUGUAAAAAUGAUCAAAUAUCUGCAUGACAAGGGAUUCAGGGUAACGACUUGGGUUACACCUUUCAUUAACCAAAGAUCCAAUAACUUUAUACCUGGACGAACCAGAGGAUAUUUUAUCAAAUCAUCAGAGACUGACAACUCUCCGGAUUUAGUAGUAUGGUGGAACGGAAUUGGUGCUGUCAUUGAUUUUUCAAACGAGGACGCAACGACGUGGUAUGAAAAGUUAUUGCAGGACGUAAAGAAAGAUUAUGGAAUAGAUUCAUUCAAAUUUGACGCUGGCGAAACAAACUACGUACCUCGUAAAGGGCACACUAAGAAAAAAAUUCACAACCCCGGUGACUACACAACAUAUUAUUCAAUGUCUGCUUUUAACCAAGGAGGAAACAUGAUGGAAAUGAGAUCAGCCUGGAAGACACAAUCAUUUCCAUUUUACAUGAGAAUGAUGGACAAGGGUUCUAGAUGGGGUGGAUUCAAAGGCAUAAGAACUGUCAUUCCCACAGCGCUGACUUUUGGCAUCAUUGGAUACCCUUACGUGCUACCUGAUAUGAUUGGAGGUAAUGCGUAUGGAAAUCUCAAACCUGAUAAAGAAUUAUUUAUUCGAUGGCUUGAACUUACUGCUUUUCUUCCAGUAAUGCAAUUUUCUAUUACGCCAUGGGAUUACGAUCUUGAGGUGACGGCACUUGCAAAAUUUUAUGUUGACCUCCAUCGAACUGUGAUAUAUGAUGAGAUAAUGAGAGUUUCACAAAAAUAUGUAGACGGUACAAGUAACUUUAUGCCUGUAAGUCCAAUUUGGUACUGCGCUGCACUCGAUGAAACAGAAGCUUUUGCUAGUAGCGACCAAUUUUUAGUUGGUGAAAGAUAUCUUGUUGCUCCAAUUGUAAAUGAAGGAGCAAUAAAAAGAGACUUGUAUUUGCCGAGGGGGAAGAACAAAGAGCCUAUACUAUGGCGUGACAUGUUACAUCCGGAAGAAGACCUUUUUAGAGAAGGGGGGCAGUGGGUUAAAGAUUAUCCGGUGGAACUUCAUGAAAUAUCCUGGUGGGAAAACAGCAAAUUUGCAGAAAAAUGAUUUAUAUAUUAGAGAUGUUCAAACUUAUAUUUUAAAUUAGUAUCUUUAUGACGAAUUAUGUUUAAGAUAAAUGUACGAGAGUGAAAAAAUGCGUAUGUACUUCUAUGUGUAUAACCAAACCGUUUAUUUUUCAUGCCAUGCGUUUCAGCAGCCUCUUUAGAGUCAAAGUUGAUCGACUUGCAGUGUUACAUAGAUACCCGUUAAAUAAAAAAAAUGGAGAUCGGCUCAACGUGACUCAUUUUCAUCCCACUGCUUGGCUUAUCUUUCAAUAUGAUACCGUCAAUAAUGUAUGUUAAAACUUUCAGUUUGAAUAAUACUAUGAAAUAUUAUGUUUCAAUGCCUGUCCGUAAGUUACAAGCAGUUACCAUGAUUAAAAACCAGG
Styela clava is the source of this 3278-nucleotide messenger RNA. RefSeq names its product myogenesis-regulating glycosidase-like. Lineage: Eukaryota; Metazoa; Chordata; Ascidiacea; Stolidobranchia; Styelidae. The record is from RefSeq and is a predicted model, not a curated record. Gene Ontology annotation, molecular function: hydrolase activity, hydrolyzing O-glycosyl compounds. Gene Ontology annotation, biological process: carbohydrate metabolic process.